Osmerus eperlanus (European smelt) is the source of this 2872-nucleotide messenger RNA. RefSeq names its product abl-interactor 1a (gene abi1a). The record is from RefSeq and is a predicted model, not a curated record. Gene Ontology annotation, molecular function: signaling adaptor activity; SH3 domain binding. NCBI's taxonomy places the organism in Eukaryota, Metazoa, Chordata, Actinopteri, Osmeriformes, Osmeridae. The coding region runs from base 114 to 1817 and encodes 567 amino acids. Gene Ontology annotation, biological process: neuron migration. Gene Ontology annotation, cellular component: actin-based cell projection; SCAR complex; lamellipodium. The transcript is spliced from 12 exons.
AACAAUGUGAAAGCGAGGCAGGAAUUCCACAAUACCAGGCGAAGGAGUUUUCGGCGCUGAGCUGGUAGUCUCAAUCAAAGGGAAGGCAAAGAAGCAAUGCGGAGAGAUGUAAGAUGGCAGAGCUACAAAUGUUGUUAGAGGAAGAAAUUCCAGCCGGCAAAAGAGCCCUUGUCGAGAGUUACCAGAAUCUCACCAGAGUUGCAGACUACUGUGAAAACAAUUAUGUUCAGGCCCAGGACAAGAGGAAGGCCCUGGAGGAGACCAAGGCGUACACCACCCAGUCCCUGGCCAGCGUGGCCUACCAGAUCAACGCCCUGGCCAACAACGUGCUGCAGCUCCUGGACAUCCAGGCCUCCCAGCUCCGACGCAUGGAGUCCUCCAUCAACCACAUCUCCCAGACGGUGGACAUCCACAAAGAGAAGGUGGCCCGGCGGGAGAUCGGGAUCCUGACGACCAAUAAGAACACGGCGCGGACCCACAAGAUCAUCGCGCCGGCCAACAUGGAGCGUCCCGUGAGGUACAUCAGGAAACCCAUCGACUACAACGUCCUGGACGAUGUGGGCCACGGGGUCAAGUGGCUAAAAGCCAAGCAGCAGCAGCACGGGAACAACCAGUCAAUCAGGGGAGGAGGAGGAGGAGGGACGUUAUCACGGACCAAUCCGCCCACGCAGAAGCCUCCGAGCCCGCCCAUGUCGGGGCGUGGUACGCUUGGCCGCAGCACGCCGUAUAAGACCCUGGAGCCGGUGAAGCCGCCCACGGUGCCCAACGACUACAUGACGAGCCCGGCCCGCCUGGGCAGCCAGCACAGCCCGGGACGCACCGCCUCUCUCAACCAGAGACAGAGGACCCACAGUGGCAGCAGUGGGGGGAGUGGCAGCAGGGAGAACAGCGGGAGCAGCAGUAUCGGCAUUCCCAUCGCCGUGCCUACGCCUUCCAUUCCCAACUCUGGACCAGUCCCGCCCAUGUCUUCUCCUCCUGGGGCACCUCCCCCAGCCCCUCCACCUCCUCCUCCAGCCCCUCCCCUGCCAGGGCUGGGGACUACAGAGGCAGCUCCGGUCGUAGCGGUGGCCCCUGGGCCAGGUCUGGGUCCCAUCCCCAUGUCCCAGUUCGGCACCAUCUCGCGGCAGAUCUCGCGGCACAACUCCACCACCUCCUCCGUUUCCAUGGUCUCAGCCACGGGCACCUAUCGCCGGGCUCCGUCAGUCACCUCCCAGUUCUCCCUGCAGCAGCAACAGCAGUUACAGCAGCAGCAGUUGUUACAGCAACAACAACUACAGCUACAGCAGCAGCAGCAGCAACUACAGCAGCAACAGCAGCCUCAUAUGAAUGGGGGUACCCUGGCCUACACCCAGAACUCAAUGUCUAUCGCUCCCCCGCCACCUCCCAUGCCUCAGCUCACUCCCCAGAUUCCUCUCACAGGCUUUGUGGCCCGGGUGCAGGAGAACAUCGCCGACACCCCCACUCCCCCUCCGCCUCCCCCCCCGGAUGACCUGCCCCUGUUUGACGAGGCUCCGCCCCCCCCGCCGCCGCCGCCGCCGCCCCCGGUGGACUACGAGGAGGAAGAGGCGGCGAUGGUGCACUACAACGACCCCUACGCCGACGGGGACCCCAGCUGGGCCCCCAAGACCUACAUGGAGAAAGUGGUGGCCAUCUACGAUUACUGCCAGGAUAAGGACGACGAGCUGUCCUUCAUGGAGGGAGCCAUCAUCUACAUCAUCAAAAAAAACGACGACGGCUGGUUCGAGGGGAUCUGCAACGGAGUCACCGGCCUGUUCCCUGGCAACUAUGUUGAGUCGAUCAUGCACUAUGCCGACUGAAGGGACCCUACCACAGUAUAUUUAUUCAGGCAUAUCUUUCGAGACCAAUAAAACAGACCUACAAAGUACAGACAAGUGAUUUCGUUUAUGACAGAAUUACAGAAUGUUUUUACCCCCCCCCCCCCUUUACUGUGGAAAUGCAUUUAAAACAAAUAAAUAUAUCUACUUUGUGUGUGAUACGGGUGGGUCUGGGACAUUAUAAAAUAAACAACGUUGCUAAUAUGAUCAGACUGCAAAAUGCUCUUCUAGUUUGUAGUCCCCAAAGAGGGUGACACUAGCUGAAGGAAGUACAUCCAGACUCCCAUAUUGUCCACAUAUGCAAUUGUUUGUUUUACUUUCCCGUUAAUUAUUCAAUGAGAGUAUUAUGCUACACAGAACAAAUGUUUUUCCCCCAGAUGUGAUACGAUGCAUAUGCCGGCUCUGAGCAUAUCAUUCAGUGAGGGUCAUUAUUGACAAUUGUACAGUAUAUAAUGUGCUCUACAGCCUAUUGGAUGUCUGUAGUUUUAAAUUCAGACUCUCAAUCACUGUAUCUUACCCAGUCUGAAUACCACACACACAUCAGUCAAAUAUGUCCCCCCAACAGAAGGGUUUUAAUCAAGGUUUUACCAUAUGGUGCCAUUUCAUAAUCAAGACUGAUCGAUUUUGAAGUUUGAAGCUGUUUGAAUAGCAGCAUUUCUUUCUUUUUUUACCCAACCGGUUAUACUUAACAUUCAGUCUUGGUGUAAAGCAUGCAUACAAAAUUCGGAGAAAUGUGUAUAAUCUUUGUUUUAUGCCAUUAUAAUUAUGUUAUGUAUAUGCAAUUUAGGUUUUAUUAUAUUGUUGAAUCACUGACUUGUUGAGACUUAAACAAUGUUUAUGGUCUGUACUUAAACAUUUAAUAUUAAGUGUACAAGAUGAUUUCUUACAUCUGACAAUAUUUCAGGUCAAGUAGUCAUUCUGAUCCAGAGUAUAAAAGUCUCAACUUGUGAACAUCUCCCGUUUCUCAUCAUUGUGUGUGUAAAACACAGUUUAGGGAACAUGUCAACAUUAAUAAAGUCUUACUAAUCUGAACAAAA